Molecule: messenger RNA, 1014 nt
Organism: Prunus armeniaca (apricot)
Lineage: Eukaryota; Viridiplantae; Streptophyta; Magnoliopsida; Rosales; Rosaceae
Source: the annotation of a GenBank genome assembly
AUGGCCUUCACGUACCGUGAUCGGACCUCGGAGUUCCGAUCACUCUCCGAGACCCUCCAGAAAAUCGGAGGAAUCACAGCCGUUCAUCAACCUCAGAAUGUCUCAUCUCCGUCCAAACCUCCGGGACCCGCCUCUUCUGGAUCCGAAUUCAACAAGAAGGCUUCCCGAAUCGGGUUGGGGAUACAGGAAACCUCUCAGAAGAUCUCAAGGCUUACCCAGUUGGCAAAGAGGUCGUCUAUGUUUGAUGAUCCGAUAAUGGAAAUUCAGGAAUUAACUGUUUUAGUGAAGAAUGACAUUACAGCACUGAAUGUGGCUCUUACCGAUUUGCAAACCAUUCAAAGCAUGGAAAUAGCUGAUGGAAGUUAUUCCCAGGACAAAGUUGUUCAUUCAACAGCCGUCUGUGAUGACUUGAAAAGCAAACUUAUGAGGGCUACCAAACAGCUUCAAGAUGUAUUAACCACUAGAACAGAGAAUAUCAAGGCUCAUGAGAAUAGGAAACAGAUAUUUUCUACAAAUGCAUCAAGAGAUAACCCUUUCCGUCAACCUGCAAAAAGUGUGACCGAACCUGCUCCCUGGUCAACUACAACUAGUGCACCUGGAAAUUUGCAACCAUCACCAUUGCCAUCAAAUGAAGUUCAAGCUGGCAGCCAACUGAGACGAAGGUUAGCUGUGGAUAACCCUCCAUCGCAGCAAAUGGAAAUGUCCAUGUUACAGCAGGUAGUUCCAAGGCAAGAAAAUUAUACACAAAGCCGGGCUGUUGCUCUACACAAUGUAGAAUCUACAAUUUCCGAAUUGAGUGGCAUCUUUACACAUUUGGCUACAAUGGUUGCACAGCAAGGGGAACUGGCUAUCAGGAUUGAUGACAACAUGGAAGAAUCACUGGCAAAUGUUGAGGGAGCACACAACGCUUUACUAAGGAAUCUCAACCGAAUAUCAUCAAAUAGGUGGCUUAUAAUCAAGAUAUUUGCCAUUUUGGUAUUUUUCCUGAUUGUCUUCAUCUUCUUUGUGGCUUAA